UUUCAAAAAAAGGUUAGAAAACUUUCUUUUCUCUCUAGCUUCUACUGGCCAUUGCCCAGAUUCCGGCAUGGGGGUCGUCGUCUGCUACCGUCGGCCACCGUACACGGUGGCCGGAUUUCAAGGUGGGCAGUUGGGAGCGGGUGAGGAGGCCGUACGGUGGCAGAGUAGGUGGUGGCAGCGGCGCACAGGGGGCAGGUGGUUGAAGGCUAAAGGUCAGAAGACCCUAGGAGCGGCGCCUAGGGUUCUUCUGUUUUCUGCUAGGUUUUUUUGUUUUGGGUUUUGGGCUGAGGUGAGGCUAUUGGACCUGUUAGGGCAAAAUGUUGGGCUUGCUGUUUGUUGUUUGGGCAGGGCGAAACUGGGCUGCUACAUUUGUUUUUAAAAUAAAUUUUUAGUGUUUAUUAAAAAAAUAGGCUGGGUCGGGUCGGGCUCGGGCUUAGGAAUUUUUUCUCGGGCUGGGCCUAGAUAAAAUUUUAUGCUCAUAUUUCGGGCCGGGCCCGGGCCUAAGACGUGGGCCAAAAAUUUUUUCUGUGCCCGGCCUGACCCAGUCCAUGAGCACCUCUAGACAUGUGGCACAGUCUUAGAGUGCCACGAGUGCAAAACUUAACGUUGUUAAAAAAAGUACCAAAAUUCUUGACAAAAUGAAAAUUCAGGUACUUUAGGAAAAAAUAAUCACAAGUACCAAUUUGGGAGAAAGUGACAAAUUCAAGGGUUAAAUGAGUAGUUAAGCCAUUAAAAUAUAUUAGAUAAUUUUACCUUUUAUAUAUAUAUUUUUGGAAAAUAUGAUAAAGAAAUUGACACGUCAUAUUUCUUAGGUCAAAUAUUUUAAAACUAACAAAUGAUAUUAGCAGGUCAAAUGUAAAUAUAUAUAUAUGAAAAUUUUAAUUAUGAAAAUACUUAAAGUAAUAAAUAAUUCUAAUUAUAUUAUUAUUUAAAAAUUAAAAAUUAUUGGGUGAACUACAUUAGUAGUCGCUCAAUUAUUAGUAAAUUUCUUUCCUAAUCACCUAACUAUGAAAAGUUACAAAAUGGUCACUCAACUAUUCAAUUUUAUCUAUUUUGGUCACCCAUCUAUCUUGGAUUUUUGGGUGCUCCCGUUUUUACAUUAGCUAGUUGGUGAACAAAAAAGACAAAAUUGAAUAACUGAGUGACCGUUUUUUUAACUUUUUAUAGUUUGGUGAUGAAAAAUAAAUUUACUUAAUUGAGUAAUCAUUUUGUAAUUUUUCAUAGUUAGAUGAUAAAAAAAUCAUAAUUGGAUGAUCUCUAUUGUAAUAUACCCAAAAUUAUUAGUGUGUAAAAUCAAAAGUGAUUCAAAACACUUUAAAAUGUA
Molecule: messenger RNA, 1324 nt
Organism: Gossypium raimondii (Peruvian cotton)
Lineage: Eukaryota; Viridiplantae; Streptophyta; Magnoliopsida; Malvales; Malvaceae
Exons: 2
Coding region: 68-379 (103 amino acids)
Source: RefSeq, a predicted model, not a curated record